AUGGCCUGUAUCGACAUGCAGGAGGUACCAAGAAGAUGCAGAAUUGUUGUGGUGAACGUAGACGGUUCGCUGGUUCAGCAUCCUCUAACCUGCCUGGGUUCCUUCAACCGAGAGGAGGAGGGUUGGAGGAGAGACAAUGACUGGGUGUGGCGGAGAGAUGGAGAGGAGGAUGAGGAGAUCAUAUGGAUGAUGGGUGAAGAGGAGAAGAAGAAGGGGAAUAGCUUCCUUGUCAACCUGGAGGAGAGAACUGGAGGGGGGAUCUUUACAUGUCACAGCCUGGAUAGAACCCUCCUGAAGAAAACUACGGUGCUGGUCAAACACCUGAAUGAACAGAAACGCAUUCUAGAAGGAUCCACCAGAGCAGGCUAUAUGAAAUGUUCUACACGGAACUACCAAGGAGAAUUCCACUGCUCCUGGAAAUUUACCACUGAACGUGUUGGGACCAUUAUGUCUGUCAGAGUGGCACGUGGCCUGUCUGAUGCGGAGAACAUCAGCUGUUCUGUGGACGCCAGUGGACAGCAGUGGACAUGUUCCUCUUCGUCUGGCCAGAGUGACAUCAUGUGCUCUGUGAACAGUAGCGGACUGGGGGUGUCCUGUGUGGACAGACAGUAUUGUCCCUAUGCUGAGGAGACUGACCGGAUCACCCUGACCAUCUACAUGAGGACUAACUACCUGCUGGAGGAAUACUCCCAACGUUUCUACUUAUCAGAAAUUGUGAAGCCAGACAAGGUAUCCAUUAUGAAGGUGAACAGCAGUACUAUAGAGUGGAGGUAUCCUGUCUCCUGGAACAGCCCCAUCUCCUACUUCCCCCUUUCCUUCCAGGUCAAAGAGAUCAAAGGCAGAGAGCGCAAGAACGGGUGCACGUGUGAUUCGCCCGGCACAAAGGUCCACACCACAGAGAGCAGCCAAUGGUCAGUAAAGGCCAAGGUGAUGGUGUGCGUCAGGGCCCAGGAUGCACUAUGUGACUCCCCCUGGAGCGACUGGACAGAGUACAGACACAACAACGUGGGAAACAAGAGGGGGAGGCAGGAGAAGAAGAAGAAGAAGUGUGUGUCUCAAUAG
Molecule: messenger RNA, 1062 nt
Organism: Salvelinus sp. IW2-2015
Lineage: Eukaryota; Metazoa; Chordata; Actinopteri; Salmoniformes; Salmonidae
Source: RefSeq, a predicted model, not a curated record